AUGGGAUUCCUGUUUGGAGGAGCACACGAUCCACGAGCUGUUCAUCUGACACGCUACUUCUACGAUAGACAACGUGGCGUCUGCACUCCCUUCUCCUACACAGGAUGUGGUGCCAGGGACAACCACUUUGACACUAUCGAGCAAUGCAAGCGUGUUUGUGAGAAACGCCUCCUUAACUCGGGUAAGCAAAUACCGGCCCUCUUUAUUCUAGCUGAACUAGGACAUUACUAA
Messenger RNA from Protopolystoma xenopodis, 231 nucleotides. The record is from the annotation of a GenBank genome assembly. Lineage: Eukaryota; Metazoa; Platyhelminthes; Monogenea; Polystomatidea; Polystomatidae.